GCGCAGGCGCAUGCGCGGAGGCCCUCACCCACCCACCCACCCACCUCGGAGGGUGUUUCCUUGGCUUCCCAGGCCCUGAGGUUGGCGCGCCUUCCGGAGGCGCCUCAGUUCCCCCGUCGGAGCCUUCCCCCGGGGCUGCUUUCGAUGGUGAUGGAAAAGAAAUGAUACAUGCGUAGAGUCUGAAGAAAAGUUAUUGAGGAAAAGGAUUGGACGGAAUCUGAAGAUCCUAAAAUCACAGCAGCUGACUUGGGGCAGGUGGCCAAAGAAGUUAUAUCACUCUCUGUGUCCAACCAUAAGCAGCUCAAUUGGAGGAGAGGUGGGUCAAGGUGGGUGAUUGUUUAUCCUUCAGCGCAACCUUCUGAAACCAUGGGAGAGAAGUCCCACAACUGCCCCUACUGUGGGAAAGGUUUCCGGCGCAACUCACAUCUGACGCGCCACCUUGCCACUCACUCUGGGCUUCAGCGUCCCUUAGGUGGGAAACGCCUUGGGCAGCAGGUGCCAGAAGAAGACCGCCCAUACCCCUGUAAUUUUUGCGGGAAGACAUUUGCCCGCAGUGCCCACCUAGCCCGGCACCAGGAAACCCAUUCAGGGGAGCGGCCGUACAAAUGCACCUAUUGUGGGAAGGCCUUUGGUCGUAAUUCCCACCUCACUCGCCACCAUAGCACUCACACUGGAGAGCGGCCAUAUGAGUGUGGGGUUUGUGGCAAAGCUUUCACCCGCAGUGCCCAUGUCACCCGCCACCAGGGCACUCACACUGGGGAGCGGCCUUUCCGCUGCACUCACUGCGGGAAGCGCUUCACCCGCAGCGCUCAUCUCCAGCGCCACCAGGGCAUCCACAGUGGAGACAAACCCUUCAAUUGCCGGGACUGUGGGAAAGGCUUCACCCGGAAUGCCCACCUGGAGCGCCACCGUGCUACUCACUCAGGCGAAAAGCCCUUUAAGUGUGCCAGCUGUGGAAAAGGAUUUGGGGCUGCCUCUCAUCUUGUAAGGCACCAGCGGACCCAUAAAGUUUAGUUGGUUAGGAUUUCUUCUAUCUCCACCCAAACCAGGAGCAGAAAUGGCCAGUAUAGGAUACUUCAGAGUGCUUUCAUCUUCGUGCCAAGAUGGCUGUUUUCCACUUUCUUCUCCAGUCUACAAUGCCUAGAUGUUUAGCUCAUUGCCAUUUAUGAGAGAACUCUGUAACACACUUGGUGAUGUUUUCACAUGGUCUACAGGGAGACCAAUCGUAUCAAGUUCUCCCAUUCAGUUCAGCACUUGCAAAGACAUUUUAGAUGCUGGGACAAUAGACUCAUGCCUGCUCCUUUCUUCCCAGAUGGGAAAGCAUAAAUACUAAACUUGCAUAACGCUAUCUGUCUUUGUGUGUGCAAAGUAUUACAUGUGAAGGCUUGCUUUUGUAGUCUUAAAUUUUCUGCCAGGAAAGAUGCCACACUGAAUCUCAGACAAGAAAACCUCUCUGGAACCCCUGCAAGAUGUGUCGAAUUCUUCAUUCCCCUCCAGCAUCACUCUGUGUGUGGUUGUGUUAUAAAUACAUCAGUGAAGAUCAAACCUUUUUUUCCUGGCAGUUCUCACUGAAUGAACGUAGAAUAGCUUUUCCUUUGACUUGAAACCCUGGGGUUGAGGAAAUGUCGGUUAUCACAUACUUACAUUUCCUUGCAUUUCCCAAUGAGAUGGUGUGGGCACGUAGAGAUGCUUUGUCUGCAUCUUGAAAAUUUCAGCACUCUGUAACUAGAAGGGACUAUAUAUUGUUAUUUUGAAGUUAACUCUUCCGUGCCAUGGCUAGCCUGCAUAUUGCCAUACAGUCUUCUACAGUAGUCAUCAAUAGACUGUUCCAGUGCAAAGUGCUUCUGUUCUCUGUGUUCCAGCCAGCCAUGCUUUCUUUUGGGAAACCAUUCCAUCUCCCUAGUUUUUGGCCCUCACCUCUGCAUUCUCUGGCUACUGACCAGGUUUUGUCCUAAUUGAGCUCUUUGAGGGUGUAGGCAGACAAAUAUGCUCCUUGACAUUUUUAGAUCUAAAGAUUAUUUCUCCUUUUGGAAACUUGGGGGUUUCACUGAACAUGCAGAUAAUCUCUUUUUUCUAUCUCACUGGCCUUGUUUUGGUUGUAAUUCAGCCCUUAAGUUUGUUAUCACUAAAAGUAGUCAUUUAUGCUCACAACCAUCCAGUAGAGCACUGAAUAAUUUGCAGAUGAGGAACCAAGGAAGAGGUAGUGAUGUUUUUUACAUCAUCUUUUAUGUGAGGCUCAGCAGACGUCUUGAAAAACUCUUGUAUCUUGCAAGCUGUUUUGUGUCUCACAAGCCUUCAGCCCCCUUAGUGAAUUUUAGCCGUCCCUGCCCUCCCCCUCUUUUUACAAAAAUAGUGAUGGAUAUAAUUAAACUGAUAUGCUUCACAGUGACAUAACUCCAGUGUGAUGUAGAAAUAGUUUCAGAAAUGACAUCCUGAAUUUGUUGCUUUUUAUUUUUAGAUGUCUUUUAAAAAUAUAACUUCUGUUCAAUUUUAGAGUGGGAUGUGUGGGUGUAGAGACAAUAUUAUAAAUGAUACCGUCAUCUGUCUUGGCCUAAAACAUUCAGGAUAUUUUCUUCAAAAGAUAACUGAUGGGACAGUCAAAGUGUUAUGUAAAGUAUUAAAGCUGUAUCAUGGACUGCUCUGUAGCACACAAAAGCUGAUGUGCCUAGCGGUUGCUAUUGUUAUUUUAAAGUACAUGAAACAGUAUUUUCACUCUUGUAAGGCACCAGCGGACCCUAGCAGUUGCUAUUGUUAUUUUAAAGUACAUGAAACAGUAUUUUCACUCACACUUGUGGCCCAGGGAAAUACUCGUUUGGUUUGCUGUGUUCCUGGAAUUUUACCUAAAUGAUGUAUGCCAGUACUUCAUUCCCUGUGACUCUUACAUAAGACUUCCUUCUUCAGUUUUGUAGCUGUUUGACACAAUUCAACUCUUCAAAAAUAAUGACUACACAAAGGCUUGGCCAUGUUUUUUUUAGACCAAGGCCCAGACAGAGAUCACCUACCAUGCCACUAACCAAGUUAAAUAUGGCAUUUGGCUUUGGCAGCAACCUUGUGUACAUAGCAUGUAUGGAUUUUAGUCUGGGCUCCUUGAAAUCAGGGAAAUGAAAUUACUCAGAAUGACUGCAACUGGAGCAGAAAGAAUAAUAAAAGAUUUUGUUUCGAGAAGAAAAGGAAAUGAGACUAAUCAGAGCCAAGGACUUACUGCUGUCUUCAGAAACAUCCCUCCAUUGGUUGUAGUAGAACAUAAUGUGUUUUAUAACAAUUUUUCCAGUUCUCUGAAUAACCAUCUUCUGAUUUAUUUUUUUUAAGCUUGAGUGUGUCAUAAAAAAGAGAACGGCAAGAUCCAUCCAGCAUUCUUUUCUCUCUGAGAUUUCUGAACUCCUUGUUACAAAUUGAGGAACCAUUUCUCAUACACCAGAAUGCCCUCUUGGUGGCAUCUUGAUCUAAUACAACAGACAUGGAAUCCUUGAAAAGAAUACCAAGAAUGAUGGGUCGAAAUCAAACUGCUAAAUAUUCCAGUGUCAUUUUAUAUAUUCUUCCUCUACACCUGUGUAUACUGAUCUUACAUGCCAGCAAAGAGAGCUCGGCAGUAAGAAUUUCCUUCUGCGUCUUGUGAAUUUAAAACCAAGCUGAAUCCAGAGUUUAAUGAUCUCUUUCUAAAGUGGCUACCACAGUGUGGAAGUACUGGAGCCACAAGCCUUUAAUCCUUUUGUGCUGUUAUUUGGUGUAGUAAUGACUUGUGCUUGUUGGCUUUCUUUGCUUAGCGUUCCCAGCCAUUGCUGGCAGUAGAUAGUCUCCCUAAUCUUAAAUUGCCAUUACAGCCUUUAACUGCCUCAGUGGUUCAUUCUCCAAGGUCGGGCUUUGCUAUUGUGAGUGGAGAUUUCCCUAGUAGAUUUGCCCUCCUCCCGAUGAUAAGAUCUGAAAAGAUGAUAAUUUCGUACUCUAUUUAGACAGUGGAGCAUUUAAUCUCAAAUCAGUUUAAACGUGCCAAAGUGAACAAGAAUAGAUUACUCAUCAGUAGAUUCAAAGUUCAGAGCAUGCACUGUAACACUACUGCUUUUUAGGAGUGUUGAUGUGUAAAUGCAUAGAAAAUGAAUAAAGAAAUUCAGUGCCGUGCCCACCAUUUGAAAGGCAGAAAAUAGCCACCCUUUUGAAAUAAUAAUGCUGUUUCUAAACUGAAGUGAAAGAAUAAUGGAAGAACCCACAGUAACAGAACCUGAAUUUCUCCCUGCAGCCUUGUGAAGACAAAUGAUGGCUCUCAGGAGAGCCUUAUCACACUACACUGUUAAUAGUGCUAUAUGCCACUUUAGCUGCCAUGGCAAUAUCCUGUAGAAUUUUGGGAUUUGUAGUUUAGUGAGGCCUAAGAACCAAAUUAUCAAUGUCCCUCCUUAAAUUACAAAUCCAUGAUUCCGUUAGACGUUGCCAUAUCAGUUAUAUUGAUACAAUAGUGCUGUAAUGGGGCAGUGUGAUAAGGCUCUUAAGUCUGUCCGCUGUAAUUUUGUAAGGAACAAGAGGGAAAAGGUUUACAAGUAUCACUAACUUUGCGCAUUUCUCCAAAAACAAAAAAGAAAAGGAAAGAAAAGCUAUUUUGAUCCUGAGCUCACAUGGUCAUUUCUAUUAAGAUAUGUUUGCAUGCAUUUACAGUAUUUCUGCUGUACACGGGUACUGUUUUAUGACUGCUAAAUGUCAGAACUCGGAUUGUUACUCAGUAUUCCCAUUAUUUGUAAUGAUUCGUUUUUAAGAGUAGUUUGGUAUGCAUAACAACACUUUUAUCAGUACACUACUCUUAAUAUGGUUCCUGUUGAAAGAUAAAGAAAUUAACAUUACUGGUUUCAAUGCCAUACUUUCAAGCUCUGCUAAUUCUAUGGGAAAAUAGGUGGCCCUGUUUCCAAUGUUGUGAGGGUUGCAAAGGUGUGUGGAUUUUAUAGAAAAUUUAGACAAAAACUGGAAGAAAAUGGAGGAGAGUGUUGUUGUUCUACAGUCUUUCUUUGUUCAUUUUUUUCCAUCUGGGAAAAAAUGGAGAAUUCUAAAGGACAACAAAGAAAAGACUCCUAUGAAAACAUUUCACUUGUGGAAUGAGUGAAACUCUUUUGAGGUAAGUUUUUGCCCACUCAGAAUGUAUAGUACGAAUAUUUUUUAUGAAAGACAAUCUGCAGAGUUAAAGAUAUAAUCCUUGUGUAUAUGUAGAUAUAUAAAACACACGGUUCCCAGCAGCAUUCCUGCAGAUAAGGUGCUGUUGCCUUUAGGAGGGGAGCAGCCAGGGAUUUUGUUUCUUGUGGAUUGUUGCUUGCCUUAUAGUAUCAGUGUAGCGUGGAGGUAGUCAUUUGAAAUAAGUAUCCUGAACCCAUUGUCCUUUUCACAGGAUCCCUUUUGGCCCAGUAUGGAUAACCCACUACAAAACUUAUGGAUUUUGUAGUUUGGGGACCGCAACCCUAUACAAACAUAUCUGUAUAUAAGCUCCAUGCAUUUCUGUGUAAAAAUGCACAGGGUUCUUCUGCAAAUUUAAAAACUAUGCCAAAAGUAGUAAUGUUCUAUUUACUAAUCAAAUUGCAAACCAUGAGUGUCAAGUUGUUAAAGCAGUAAAAUAAGUUUUAGGUUCAUUAGGAAAUUUUGCCUAGAAGUCCGCCCCACCCACCCCGUUCUGUGUGUAUGUGCUUCUUUUUUAUAGAAAUGGGUUUUUCCUCCCAGGGCUUCAGAAGUUCAGGAAAUGUUUCAUCUCUUCUUAGAAAAUCCUCAUAUUCACUGCACUGCAGCCCUCAUGCUGGUUUGUUUCUGUGGCCUAUGAAUUUGGUAAGACAUCAGCUGCAGGACCGAAGUGACAAAUGACAAAACACAUUAAAAAUUCCAACAUUAUGUAGUGUACACAGAUGAUACUUUUGUAGAGCCAGAGGCAGUACAGGUUGAUUAUCCCAUAUCUGAAAUGCUUAAAAGAAUCAUAGAAUAAUAGUUGGAAGAGACCACAUGAGCCAUCUAGUCCAACCCCUUGCCAUGCAGGAAAAGUACAAAGUACCUCUGACAGAUUUCCAUCCAGCCUCUGUUUAAAAGCAUGGGACCACAAUUGUUCCAUAUAUUGGAUUUUUGAAUACUUGCACGCACACAAUGAGAUAUAGUAAAAAUGACUCGAGUCUAAACAAGAAAUCCAUUUAUGCUUCAUCUACACCAGUGGUUCUCAACCUGCAGGUCCCCAGGUGUUUUGGCCUACUACUCCCAGAAAUCCCAACCAGUUUACUAGCUGUUAGGAUUUCUGGGAGUUGAAGGCCAAAACAUCUGGGGACCCACAGGUUGAGAACCACUGAUCUGCACAUGGCUUGGAGGUAUUUUAUACACACUGUUUUAAAUAAUUUUGUGCUGAAAUCAAGUUUGUGUAGAUUGAACCAUCGGAAAGCAUGUGGUCAAUAUUGGAACAUUUUGGAGUUGCAGAUAAUGAGUGCUCAACCUGUAUUGUAACACAAUAAUUGGUGAUGCAUAUUUGUUUUCUCUUGUGUUUGAAAGUAGACAGUAGUAAAAAAGUUCACAUUUCAGUAUACGAGUGCUUUAAGCCAUCUUUGAAUAAAAAACAGAAAUGAGUCCCAGCAGAACUGUAAUAGAUAUUUGUUUUUCCUACAGACUUUUUGUAUGGUUGCAUGCCCAAGUUGAUUUUUUUGUGUGUGUUGGCAGUCACCCUCGAGUUUAUGAUGCCUACUCAGCCCUACUCCCUCGUGUAAUUUUUUUCAGAUAACCAGAAUUUGUUUAAAGGAUAAAUGACAUUAUGAUUGUGAUUCCCUCCUGGGAUGGUUACUGAUGCAUGUCAGAAAAGAGGAAAGCCAUCACCAAAAGAGAGAGGGUCCAGAUCUGGAGGUGAUUAUUAUAAUUUUAGCAGAAAUACAGAAUAUUACUGUGGUGAGGAAAACUGGCCAAAUGUUCUGUAGACCUGUUCAGCCUGCUUAAUUAGUCAUUUUGAGAUCCCUGACGUCUUGGCCAUAUCAUGAUUUUUUUCUUUAAAAUGGGCUAAACAGGCAUCAAACAGAACAGUUUUUGAAAAGAUAAGUCACCUUUGACAGGUUUUCUGUUACAGGACUGCUUUUUGUAAAUGCCAUAGCCCUAUGUAGUUCUUGGUCUCACACCUGAAGCAGGUUUUAUUAAGUUUUGCUUAGUAUAUGAGACCAAUGUUUUAAAAGACAAAAAAAGUGAAUUCCUUUUUGAUUAUUAUACCUUCCUUCCCUUUAAGAAGACUGAGUCACCAUCUCUUGAAUCAGCCAGGCUUUGAAGCUGCAGGGCCCUUAAUCCAACUGGCCAAUUGCAACAUUCACACUUGCCUCAAACAGACAAGAGUUCCUUCUCCCACCCUGGACAUUCCACAGAUAUAUAAACUCAAUUUUCCUAUGAGGAUGCCUGCCAUAGAUGUAGGUGAAACAUCAGGAGAGAAUGCUUCUGGAACAUGGCCAUACAGCCCGGAAAACUCAUAGCAACCCAGUGAUUCCAGCCAUGAAAGCCUUCAACAACACAGUUUCUGCAUUCACACUCACAAAAGUUUGAUGAAUUCUCAUUAUAGGACCUGAACCCAUAGUAGGGUGGGUUCCUAUAAAUCUACUUUGAUGAAGAAUUAGCACAAUUGCUGUUAAGUGAUUGUUGUGUGCCUUCAAGUCAUUUGCAACUUAUGGUGGCCUUCAGGAUAACUAUCACUUGGGGGUGAGGCCAUGAUUUAUUUAAAAGGAUUGACUUGGUUUUCCACUAGGAUAAGAGAUUGUGACUUGCCUCUCUCUGCAUAAUGACCCCCUCACCUAUCCACAACUCAUAUCACAAACCAUUAAUCUGCUCUUGACUUAUGCGUGAGAUCAACUUAUAAUUGAAUCUGUAUAUGGGAAGAAUUUCCUGGACAGUGCAGUGUCUGCAGUAGUGAAUUGAACCUUUCUGAAAUGUUUGGAACCAGAAGUAUUUUCAGUUUUGGAAUUUUCUUUUUGGAUUCUGGAAUACAUAGAUUUGUACGUAAGUACAUAAUUGAGAUAUCUUCAAGAUGGAAACCAAGUCUAAACAUGAAAAUCAUUAAAUAUCAGAAAGCAAAAGCGUCAAUAUCAUAUAAUAUCAAGACAGAAUAACCCAGAAUAUCAAGACAGAAAAAUCCUACAAUAUCUACUUUGAACUGGGUUUUCUGAGUCCACACUGCCAUAUAUUCCUGUUCAAAGCAGAUAAUGUGGGAUUUUCUGUCUUGAUAUUCUGGGUUAUAUGGCUGUGUGGAAGCGCCCUGGAAUUCCAAAAUUCAAAAUACUGUGUGGAAGGGGCCCCAGAUAAGGGAUGCUCAACUUAUAUAAUUAAUCUCCUUUCCACAGGUAGUGAAAGCUGAAUAGGGAACCUUUGACUCUACAGAUGCUUUGAAUUACAGCUCCCAUUAUCCCCUACCCAAACCAAGAAAAAAGCCAAAGCUGCUUCAUCUCUGAUUUAAAGCCUAUUGUACAGAUGUGAUAAAAAAAACCCCUAGAAUUCUAGCUCUAUAUGCUCUCAGGAGUUUGAAAAACCUUUUCAUUUAAAAACAUUCAUUACAGCAGUAGAAAGCUUUUAUCUAAGCUGUCUGCCAGCCAUGAUAGUUUUCUAUUUGUCAAGUAUAUUGGCACAGAGGUGUCUUUGAAAAGAGGCUUUCUUGGCUGUGGUGGGAAUUGUCAAAUCUACCCUUUUCAUUCAGUUGCAUGUAUAGGUCAGGUCUCAUUCUUCCAUAAUUGGACUUGGAUGGAUUAGUAGUUAUUUCCGUUCAAAUUCAUCAAUGUUUUUACUUGAUCCACUGCUUUCUGAGAGCAAUCUUGAGCUCAUUACACUCAGUUUAGAGAUUAGAGAGGCAGCGAGGAACAGAAGGGACAGUGUCUGUUUUGGAACGUUCUCUCUCCCCUAUGUGUUCAGUUACUGGAAGGAAAAUAAUUUGAUUUCCCACUUAUGUUCCCUUCUUUAAACAUCUUUCUCUGAAUUCAAGCUUCCCAGUUUGGGCAGAGCCUACUUUCCAAUAAGCAGACUCAUAAUCGAAGCAUUAGUUUAAUUUCCAACUUUUGAUUUAAUGGGUGAUACCAGACAAAAGUUAUCACCUCUGACUUCUAUCUAAUAAAAUGGAUGAAAAUGUGUAUCAUUACAUAGAAGGCUUCAGCAAUGUGUAUGUGUGUGUGGACAAACUACUUGUUCCCCUUCCUAGCCCUGGUGCCAUCUCUGAGAUGAACUCUGUUAAGGCACUCUUCAUUGGUUCAGCUUGACCUUCCUGAAUCUAUCUUCAGCUUUUUAAUAGGGUGGGGCAGGUUGAUCUUAGUUUGCUUUUGUAUUGUUUGCGGGUGGGAAUAUGCUGGGGUUGAUUUUGAGUUCUUUUGAUCUUUUUUGUUGUGGUUUUCUUUUAGUACUAAUGCCAUUGGGUAUGCCUUAAAAGUAGUCAUGAUUGCUGUUGCAGCUGUAUCAUAGCCAAACUGAGAUCUAAAUAUUCUACUACCAUCUAUAUUACAUUUCCAGGUAUUGCCCUUGGUAACUGACUUUAUUUUCCUAUUGUACUAACAGUGUCUGUCUUUCCUCUGUAUGAAAUAAACUUUACUUUUUGGAUUCUGAAA
This is a messenger RNA of Anolis sagrei ordinatus, 9551 nucleotides long. Its product is annotated as zinc finger protein 436-like. The record is from RefSeq and is a predicted model, not a curated record. Gene Ontology annotation, cellular component: nucleus. Gene Ontology annotation, biological process: regulation of gene expression. NCBI's taxonomy places the organism in Eukaryota, Metazoa, Chordata, Lepidosauria, Squamata, Anolidae.